Messenger RNA from Eleginops maclovinus (Patagonian blennie), 786 nucleotides. It is a transcript of the gene morn3, whose product is annotated as MORN repeat containing 3. The record is from RefSeq and is a predicted model, not a curated record. NCBI's taxonomy places the organism in Eukaryota, Metazoa, Chordata, Actinopteri, Perciformes, Eleginopidae.
GCCCAGCCAUGCCAUAUCUUCAAACAUCUAAAAAAGGGAAGCCAUUGUCCAUUACUGAUAUUAAGUCACAGAAAUGUGGACUGCGGCACACAGUAUUCUCUAUCAACGGGAAUGAAUACACUGGAGAGUGGCAGGACAACAAGAAACACGGGAAGGGAACUCAGGUCUGGAAAAAGUCUGGUGCCAUUUAUCAUGGAGAGUGGAAAUUUGGAAAACGUGAUGGAUCUGGUACCUACAGUGAGCGGAUCCCACAAACAAAUGAGUUGACAAGGAAGUACUGUGGUGAAUGGAAACGUGGAAAGAAGCAUGGGUAUGGGAUGUAUCUCUACAAUAACUCAGCAGUUUAUGAAGGGGAGUGGAGUGAGGACCAUCGGAGUGGAUGGGGGAGGAUGUACUAUGAGAGCGGAGAUAUCUAUGAGGGAGAAUGGAUGAAGGAUAAGAACCAUGGACAGGGCAUCAUCCAAUUUGCAAAUGGAAACUGGUAUGAAGGCACCUGGGGAGAAGGCAAGAAGAACGGCAAUGGAAAGUUCUACUACUCUGACAAAGGCCAGCUGUAUGAAGGCAUUUGGUUGGAUGGAGUAGCAAAAUGUGGAACCCUGUCAGAUUUUGGGAGGAAUGAAGCACCAAGACCAACAAAGCAUCCAAUUCCACAGGUACGUCUGGUGGAUAUGCAGUUGGUUUUAAAAGAAGCCGAGGCAGCGUACCUUCAGGAAAUCAACAGCAAGUUGUCAGUCCACAACACACUAACAGACAACGAAUAAAAAAUAAAAUAAAUGGCAUGAUGGC